Acanthoscelides obtectus is the source of this 628-nucleotide messenger RNA. Lineage: Eukaryota; Metazoa; Arthropoda; Insecta; Coleoptera; Chrysomelidae. The record is from the annotation of a GenBank genome assembly.
AUAUGUUCAGCACAAACUAGGCCCUUUGAGAAAAAAGUCAGUCAAAUAGGUCCAUACAAUUAGUCCUGCCCUACCGGUAAUGCAUCUGGCAACGUCGGUUCUCCCCGAUACCUAACUCAAGUAGAUUUGGCACCGUGGGCGUGGUAGUGGGGCCAAAGCAUAUAAAACACUAUACUAUUGCUCGGCAGAAAUACUUGUAACUCCAUAACAGAACAGUCAUUACGGUCGGUGCACGAGGCCAGCAGCCGCCGCGGCCCAUAGAAAUGAAGUCAGUUAUAGAAAAGUACUAUGCGAGGUCAGAGGAAGAUGAGACCAGGUGGAGAGUAUCUUAUACCUAUAAAUAAUUAUGACGUAUCCAAAAGAUUCCAGGAAACGAAAAAUAUUUAUAAGAAGAAGUGGACCCACGGACUACAGUGAUCGAUUACUCAUAAAGAUGAUGCAGUUAUGAAAAUUUGAGGUCAUAGCAUUUUAGCUAAUAUAUGCUUCCGAAGUAGAUAUCAAUUUGCUUAUUUUAAAUUGAACAUCCUGUAUGUUAUUCAAUUCUGAUUCACGCGGGUGUUUGUCAGGGAUCGGUCUUGGCUCUGUCGUUCCUCUGUACUGUACAGUCAAUCCAAUCCACAGCUUUGCC